CCGGCUCCGGUGGCUAUGCAUGUGCUCCCCCAAAGCCCACUUCAAGCUCAGAAAAUGUCCAUUUUUGUUUUUCAUAUUGCCCUGCGCUGUUCAUAUGACUCAUCAAAGAAAAAUCAGGAAGAAGGAAGGGGGUGGCUGGUGCCCUCCCAUCAAGGCGGGAGUUAAAAGCUACGCAGUCAGCAGGUUGGAAACACUCCGCCGCACUCAGACGGCACUACCGCGUUCUAGCUGCACCGCCUCGGGAUCCGCUGCAUUUAGUUUCUUCAUCAUGACCAGUGUUGUUGUUGUGCUGAGUCUCCUGCUGUCUCUGGCUGCUGCAGCGUCCCAGCCGCCCCUGUCCUGCAGCGGGACGCCUCAUCCGUCCGGGUCAGCCUCCUACCGGCUCUCCUCACCGCCGCCACACCCCGACUGUGAGACCAGCUGGGAGGACCACAACGAAAUUGUCCUGGCCAGAGACUCUGAGUUUAACCAGACACUAGUCUCUAGCCUGACCAUGCAGUCAAUCACCAUGAAGACCUGCUGGGACGUCCUGACCUACAGAGAGGACUGUCCUUCACUGGGGACCAGCCAGAAAAUCAGGUGCACAGCAAACUGCAGCUUUCCGCCGGAGCAGAGCCCGACCGAGGAGCUGAUCUGUCUUCCUGGCCUCCUGUGUCUCCGGCAGUGGACGUUUGGUGUGGGGGUCGCCUCGGCCGUCCUGGUCCUGGUCCUGGUCCUGGCUCUCUGCUUCUUCCUCGGCAAAUGCAGAGCAGCGAGGCGAGUGGAGCGCAGCAGCGUGGCAUAUUCUGCAGGGGAGAAGCACGCUGAGCUGGAUGGAGGACAGGCAGCGUGAGUCAUUAUGGUGCAACAGAACAGAGGCCGAACAUGGACUCACACUCUUGGAUUCAGUUCCAGGCUGUUUCACCUGAAAUCUGAAAUAUCUGAGAGGAUGAAUUUGAAAUUUUACUUUAUAGAGUGGCAGGGUAAUCCAGAUUAGAGUCUGACUGUUGCGAGUUUCUGAAGGCCCAAAUACAUACAAGUGGUUUGGUGGUGAAGCAGCAUCUUUGUGCCGGUGUUCAAUAUCCAUUUUCCAUUCUGUCAUUUUUAAGUGUUAAACUCAGUCAGAGCUUCCUCCAGAUUCUUUGUCUUGGUCACGGUGGGAAAAACCCACAGCUCUUUGAAGGAGUGAUGACACGAGUCUGUGACCUCCGAUUUAACUGCUGUUUCACUGUUUCACUUCACAUCACCACACACACACAAACACACACACACGUUCCUACCAUAACGUUUACAUGACAAAAACAUAUUCCACAAACAAAUAAAAUGUCAAAAGCAAAACAUAAAAUAUCAGAUUUUUCUAUUUCAGUGUCACUGUAACCCCAGUCCAUGUUUGGCCACUGUUGAAUUUACUACUACUGAAUUUACUACUAGUCCUACUACUCCUCCUUAUACUACUACUACUACUACUACUCACUAAUCAUAAUAGUUAAAUACUAGCUUCCAGAAAUGCUUACACAAUGUCAUACAGAACUAUGAUUAUUAUUAUUACUAUUUUUAUAUGGACUUGUUUAAUAGAUUAUUAUUAUUAUUAUUAUUAUUAUUAUUAUUAUUAUUAUUAUUAUUUUUAUUAUUAUUAUCAUUAUGUAUUAAACAGAUGGGCAGGCAGAGAAGAUGGUGAUAAGUGAUUUCAUAGAAAUGAAUUUUGAUUCAUACACAUACAAGCUUGACUGAGUUCAAUCCCAGUCAGAAGUACUUUAUCGCCCUCCACAAGGGGAAAAAUAUAUUUAAACAUGACUGAAAUGAUACGAAAAACAUUAAAAAUAGAGGUUUGUAGAAACAGUAAGCCACAAGGGGAAAAAAAACCCUGAAUGGGGAAGCUGAACAGAGAGGAAGUCCAUCUUGUCCACUCACACUCUCAAAACAGAAACCUCGGAUAAAAAUAUUGUGUCAGUGAAAUCAGAGCAAACGUCCCCUGAGGGCCCGACAUGUUUCUCAGGACGUGGCUCGUCUUCUCGGAGCUCACGCAGGUUUAUCCCAUACGGUGCUGGUCUUCCGGCUGUGGAAGCAGGAGGAUUCAUCUAGAACACAAAGUGAGAUAUUAAACAUUACAGGCUAUUUAUUGUCAUUAUUAUAUGUAAAUAUAUGUAAGUUAAAGGUGGACUCUGAAAGGGGAGGGAACCCCAGCUUGUUCUGAGGUGGUAGAGAACGAUGAACGCCACUCAGUUCUCCAAAGAGCAGAACUCAGAAGUGUUAAGCCAUCAUAACCCAAAACAUAAGAGCAUUUUACUCCGUCGUUUAUGUUUUUGUGUUCAUUUGGCUCCAGAGUGUCAGAUUGAAGACAGGAAUUUCAAAGUGUCACAUUGGUUCUCUGGGUUAUUGGUCUUGGCAUGAACCUGAGGGGUUUUGUCCUUCUUCAGCCUCAUCUUUAACUUUACUAGACAAAUAUAUACAUCUAUCUGUAAAUAUAUAUUCUCAUUUCCUAUUGUCACUUUGCUCUCAUUUUAUACCUUUCUUGUUGUGAAUCACUGUGCAAACCUUGCUGUAAAAGGGGCUGUAAUUCUUUUUAUAAUAACGAUACUAGUUAUUCAUAUCUUCUAUUUUUCUAAUUCUAACAAUAAUAACAUAAAUAAAUAAUUUUUAAGGAGAGUUUGACAUGAGGGAUCUAACACAUGAUGAUUGUUGGAGGGUGUUUGUUGCAU
Messenger RNA from Myripristis murdjan (pinecone soldierfish), 2678 nucleotides. RefSeq lists its product as uncharacterized. The transcript has 6 exons. The record is from RefSeq and is a predicted model, not a curated record. Lineage: Eukaryota; Metazoa; Chordata; Actinopteri; Holocentriformes; Holocentridae. The coding region runs from base 20 to 832 and encodes 270 amino acids.